Molecule: messenger RNA, 4380 nt
Organism: Zerene cesonia (dogface butterfly)
Lineage: Eukaryota; Metazoa; Arthropoda; Insecta; Lepidoptera; Pieridae
Gene: bma
Exons: 17
Coding region: 1-4380 (1459 amino acids)
Biological process (GO): protein phosphorylation
Molecular function (GO): protein kinase activity; ATP binding
Source: RefSeq, a predicted model, not a curated record
AUGACAUCGACGGCAUUGAUUUUAGAUUCCAGUGCCUUUUCAUAUUUUCAGGCCAAGAAAAAGAACGGCGAAGCCAGAACUGCUAACAAAUACUCUCACAUCGAGGAAGACAACGAGGAGACCGUACCAGAGCCCCAGCCAACCCGGAGGAAUCUCGCACCAGCGCAGAGUGAUAGACGAGCGUCGCAACCCAAUCAGCGACCUCAACAACAACAAACCCAAAUAAGAACCCAAGCUGAAAUUAAUCCACCACCACAACCCAGACAACAACCCCCAUUGAAGCAACAGCCCCAAUCGGGUCAACAGCCCCAAUCGAGGCAACAGCCCCAAUCGAGUCAACAGCCCCAAUCGAGGCAACAGCCCCAAUCGAGACAACAGCCCUCAACUAGCCUACAACCUCAACAGAGACAGCUGCCUAAUAAGCAACAAUUGCAAUCGCAACAACAGCCGCAAUCUAAACAACAACCGCAGAUAAAACAACAACCCGGACCCAAACAACAAUCUCAACCCAAACAACAACCUCAACCCAAACAACAACCUCAACCCAAACAACUGCAACCGCAGCAAAAACAAGCACAACCUAAACCACAACCACAAUCAAAGAAACAGGAAGCUCAGCAACACGAGCCUUUCCGCAGGACAUCGGAGUGGGACGUCAUUACGACGGAUAGUGGAGAGAUAAUUCCAACAUUUCAAGGUGAGCCGAGGCCUCCUCAACCUCCUCAACCGCAUAGAGAACCACGACGACUUCCAAAAACCGAUCAAAGGCCUCAUAGGGAGCCUCGUAGGUUGCCUGAGCCACGUCGUUUGCCACAGGCAAGGGGAUCUCAAGAUCCACAGGAUAUAUUCGAAAGAGUUACACAACGCGCACCCCAGCAUCCUCAGAGGUCAGUGCGGAAACCACCUUUAGAAACUCCAAGAGGUCCGCAAAAAUAUAAGCAAGGAUUGCAAGUGCAAGGAGAGCCUCAAAGGCAAGGCCGUGUGAUUCCACAAAUACCUCAGAAAGGUUCCUUCAGGGAGAUACAACUCUCUGUCCCCAACACGCCCUACAGAAUGGCUCAAAGGGAAACGCAAAGCGCCCAAGGCACACCGCUUCGGAGAUCACUUGGUGAUAUUCAAAGGAAUACAAUAGAGCCACAAAGGACGAGAAGUGAGUCGCAGCAUCAUGUGGUCCCUCAAUUGAUGCCACAAAGAGAGCCACUUAGGCCCCAGACAUCGGCCCAAGCUCAGGCACAGGCAUCGGCUCAAACUCUGCCACAGACAUCGGCCCAAAGUCAGGCACAGGCAUCGGCUCAAAGUCUACCACAGGCAUCGACCCAAAGUCAGCCACAGGCAUCGGCCCAAGCGUCAACAUCAGCGCAAUCGCAACCCCAAAGAUCCACUCUGGCUCAAGCACACACAUCACUACCGCAGAUUCUGGCGCCUCCAAAGACUCCGACCCAACCGCAAAUACAAUUGAUUGUGCCACAUCAAAUGCCUACUCUACUACCGCUAGCACCAUCACAGCCACCUAAUCCAUUACCACUACUGUCACAGCUGGAGGCAGAGCCUGAAGCCUCAACCAGCGAACCAGUGAAGGAAGCUUCAGGACCAUUUGCGGCACUCGCUCGCAGUAUACCAAAUGCAGCGGCAAUGUUGAGCAAGAUGAAGAACACAGCUUUGAGUCUCACUAUUGGCUGCAAUAAUAACAACUUGAACAACCAGCCUCUAGAGUACAACCCGAUUAUGCAGUAUAUCGAGGUUCAAGAGGAAGUUUGCAACGCUGGUCCUGGCCUCAUUUGGCGCGUACACGACGGUCUUCGCAAAGCAGACGGAAAGGAAUGUUCCGUCUUCAUGUUUGACAAGCGCGUAGUCGACAAGCUGUACAGACCCAAGCGCAAAGAGUUGAUGCUGGACCGACUCAAGGCCUGCGUCAUGGAACUGGACAAGAUGCGCCACCCGCGAAUGCUGCAGAUCCUGCACCCAUUAGAGGAAAGCCCCAACACGAUCGCGUUCGCUUGCGAGAGGAUCUACGCCAGCCUUCACAACAUCCUGGCUUGGCAUGAGUCCGAACCAAUCCCACCAGAGGGUCCUUUCCCGGUGAUCCCCAACCCACACAACCUGGGGCCACCCACGGUGCAGCCGAUGCCCACCAGCAGCACCACGCGCCCGCCAUUUGCGAGGGAAUACCACUUCCUGGACUUGGAGAUUCGCCAUGGAUUCCAUCAGAUUUCUGAAGCACUUCAGUACAUGCACUUGACAUUGAAGAUGAUGCAUCGCAACGUAUGUCCCAACAACGUGCUGAUAACUAAGCGUGGCGUGUGGAAACUUUUCGGCCUCGAGUUCGCUGAGCCGAUCCCCAGCGAUGAUCCCCUGGACUUCUUGAGCGUCCCACAGUGGUCCUGCAAGGUGGCUAGGAUCUGCCAGCCGCAUCUCGACUAUAUGGCCCCCGAAACCCAAAUGAGAGGCCACGCAAGCACACUUGCGGACAUGUAUGCGUUGGGGAUGAUCCUCGCUGCCAUCUUUAAUCAGGGACGACCCUUGAUCAACACUAACUUCAACCCGAUGCUGUACGUGAAGCAGAUGGAACAGCUGGACCGCAACGUGGCGGCGCUGGUCAGCCGUGCUCCGGACUGCCUGCAUGAGGCGCUUCCACGUCUUCUGGACCGCGAUCCCCAGAACCGCCCCACCACACAGCUGAUGCCUCUGAUCACCUACUUUCGAUGUGCCAAUGAGCCCCCGAUACAAGCGUUGGAAGCACUCGAUGCAGCGCUGUAUAAGGAUCCAAAGUCCAGGUGCGAAUACUACAUGGACCAGCUAAUAACUUCACUACCAUUCAUACCAAAGAAACUUCGAUGGCAAAAUGUAUGGCCUGUACUACAGUCUGAGUUUAAAAUGUCGGAAAUGAUCCCAUCUGUAUUGCGACCCGUGUUUUGGCUCAUAAACGAAUCAACACCUGAGGAAUUCGCUACGACGAUUUAUCCAACACUGAGGAAAGUGAUAUACUCAGCUAGGGGAGUUCCGAUCACAGUAGUUCUAUUGGAAAAUCUCCACAUAAUGACAAAGAAAUGUAGCAGUGAAGUAGCUCUGGGUGAUUUACUACCAAUGCUCUUGUACUCGUUGGACUGCAACCUCUAUCAGACGCAGAUAGCUGCAUUGAUUGCAUUACAAAACGUGUCAGACAUCAUCCCUGACAAUAUUCUGCACGAAUCUGUACUUGCAAAGGUGAAAAAUCUACUCGAGAAAAAUGUGAAUGAUAUCAAGAUAAUCAAUCUCGUACUCGGAGUCUUUGAAAAAAUACUUCCCCGAAUGAACAAUCCGAGUAUUGUUAACUUCGUUCUGCCCACGAUGCUAACGAUGAGGCUCACUAACCCAGACGUGAUCAACCGUGUAGUCAGGCUCUAUAGGGAAAUUCUCACCGAAGAGCAAUUUGGUCUCUCAUGCAACGUUAUGGCCAGCGAGUUGAUACCAUCAUUGGUGCCGCAAACUGUCAACACAAAUUUGAAUGUUGACCAAUUCAAUAACCUCAUUGAGAUUCUAUAUGAUAUGCUGGAAAAUAUUGAGAUAUACCAGCGACAAAGACUCAAGGCGGAAGGUGCGUCAGCUCCGGGUAGCAACCGCCGCAUGAUCCGUCAACAGAGGAGUACUGAAAAUGUGCCCGCGCCACCUUUCAACAUCCCCAACUUGCGCGUAGAACAACGAAAGACUUCGAGCGCAGAGGAUAUGGCACGAAGGCACUCGGCUGCUACAGCCUCUCAGCCGCCUAGCGCUUCAGGCAGCGUGAGCGCGAUAAGGAGACUCGGGCAAUGGAUAUUCGGAUCAAAUAAUUCCACUAGCAACGACGGUAACUUCUUGCGCGUAGCGAGUAUUUUACCAAACCGACGUUUAUCUGAUAAUACUUUAAUGACACCAAAGAUACGUAUUGCACCAUCUUGCGCUUCCUCCCCUGGUGGAACCCCUGGAGGAACAGCCGGCCUGCCGAGCCGCCGACAUUCCAGUAUAGGACCCCAAGAACGUCGGUUAUCCACAGCAAAUCUUUCGCCGCCAACCCAUACCCGCCAGUCAAGAGGGCGAGGUUCAGGUUCAAGCCUGUCUGUACCUUCGACUUCAAGAGUUGGCGGUGGAUCGAUGCCGAAUACGUCGUCAAGUGUCCCAUUUCUGGCGGCGACGAUUGGCUCGCGCCGAACGUCAGCGCAGGGAGGCUCCCAAGGCUCCGGCCUCCUCUCCCACGUGGUAAGAUACUUUCCCCAGGGCUCCACUGCUAGUAGCCCCCGGCGCACCCGCAGCCGUUGGUACCAAAACACCUCUAGGAGCACCACCAGAGUAGUCCGCGACACGACCGAGCUAAUUGUCAGGAAGUGUCCGUCUCUCAACAUGUACUUCUUACGUUACUAUUCGUAA